CAACUAACUUACAUACCAUGUACCUACAUAGGUUUGUACUACGUGCGCAUGUACUGUGCCGUAAUCAGGUCGAUUGAAGGCUUAAGACAAGUGCCCCACCAAACUAUAUCUUAUCAAUUCCCGUCCUUGCAGUUACAUACAUACAUACAUACAUAUGUACAGUACAGUAUGUGCCUUCCCUUCUCUUCUUGCGCUCCUGAAAAAGAUGAGUGCAGUUGGGGCUACCAAGCAGACCAAAGAGUAAAGUUGAUGACAAUUUUCAAGUCCAUAAUCUCCAGGAUAUACACAUGCAUAUACAUACACACACACGCACACGCACACAUGUAUGCGGAUGGUAAGUAGAGACGAAUAUCUUUUAAAAAGGUACCACGGUCUCGUCUACGUUUGCGUUCGGGACUUUGAAUUUGACUCGAGUCAAUGACGAGCGACGCCUAUGAUCUCACUAUCCUGUCGGUGCAGUACUGUACAGUAAUGCAUUAACUUAAGUUGGUCUUGGUC
This is a messenger RNA of Truncatella angustata, 498 nucleotides long. RefSeq lists its product as uncharacterized. The transcript has a single exon. The coding region runs from base 49 to 342 and encodes 97 amino acids. NCBI's taxonomy places the organism in Eukaryota, Fungi, Ascomycota, Sordariomycetes, Amphisphaeriales, Sporocadaceae. The record is from RefSeq and is a predicted model, not a curated record.